Biomphalaria glabrata is the source of this 1157-nucleotide messenger RNA. Its product is annotated as neurogenic locus notch homolog protein 1-like. The record is from RefSeq and is a predicted model, not a curated record. Gene Ontology annotation, molecular function: peptidase inhibitor activity. The transcript is spliced from 8 exons. Gene Ontology annotation, cellular component: extracellular region. Bases 1 to 1092 code for a protein of 363 amino acids. NCBI's taxonomy places the organism in Eukaryota, Metazoa, Mollusca, Gastropoda, Planorbidae.
AUGUUAGACUACCCUUGUGCUAACUAUCAGUGCUUUAACAGAGGUGUUUGUACUGCCCCAGCUGACGCACCCUACUGUUUGUGUCCCCCUGGGUUCACUGGCAGAAGAUGUGAACUAGCUGUAGUAACUCAGAAACCUGGCCAGUGCCCCGCGAUCGGCAGCUCCAAGUAUAGCUGUAGAGACCCAGUGUGUAGAAGUGACUAUGACUGUAGUGGGCUACAAAAGUGUUGUAGAAAUGAGUGUGGUUACAACUCGUGCACUAAUCCCCUAUCACCUCCAGCCAUUAAUAUAACCAAUCCAUGUGCUACUAUCAAAUGUACUGCUACUACUGAAUGUCGUGUGGUCUUCAAGUGUCAACAGUGUGAGCCGACCGUCCAGUGUGUCCAGAGGUCACUCAUAAAUCCAAAUCUUGAUGGCCGAUGUAGACGACAAGGGUUCCAGGAUGUGCUACUUGUGGAUGGCCCAACUCCAACCUCGGACUACACAGCACUCAGGUGUCGUGGACGAUACAACUCGUGUCCGUCUGGGUCAGCGUGUUUGCGUGGUCUGACAGGAGAUGACAUUUGCUGUAGAGGUCCGAGGUGUAUCUAUGAGUCUCCCUACUGCCCACCAGGGCGAGCUUGUAUCCAGGCUGUCAUAGAGAGGUGCCUACCUGAAGACUGCUGGGAUUGCCGUGAAGAUGAAGAAUGUGUACCAAGCCGUUAUUCCAACAGAUAUCGCUGUCUGCGCAAACAGAACCCCUGCCCCCGUGGUUGCCGAGACAACGAAGACUGUCAAUAUACUGGCAACACAUGCGACGAUGGACGACGACCUGGUCGUGACUGCAGAGAUCUUUACGAGUGCCGACCGGUAAACCCAUGUGGAACGUGUCCCAGAGGUCAAGUGUGUAUCGACACAGGUAUCAGGUGCAUCAGGGCACCAUGCCCCAGUUUUCAGUGUGUGCCUAACAACGAGUGCGGAGGAUGUAGGCCAGGCCAGAUUUGCCGUGAGGUGAGGGGCUGCAAAGGACCAGGAGCCUGCCCACCAGUGUUUGAGUGCACUGAGCAGCUGGACAGACAGAUAGAGCUGGUCAUCAAAACUGGGGACAGCUAAACUUCUGAAGGCAACAAUCGCAAUGAUGAAAUAAAACAUGGGCCUAUCAUUGCCAACUCUUGAAA